AUGGCCAACCACGACAACAGCAACAUCGACUGGCCACCCCUCAACAAGACCUCUGCUGGGGGCGGCCCCGUCGCGAGCCACCCGUCCGUCGUGGCCGGCGCCCGUCCCAGCUACAGGGACGUGCUCAUCGGCAAUACCGUUAUUGCGGGUCCGGAUGAGGUCCACCACGGCCACACCACCACGACCACAACGACGACGACGGCCGGUGAGGCGGUGGACGAUGCCAUGGACGUCGAUGAACCGACCCCGUGGACCACCAUGUCCCCAGAGGAGCUCAACGCCGCUGUCGUCCGUGACAGGAUUUGCCUCCGUCUCCGUGACCAGUACAUCCGACUGGCGCAUUUCAACGCCCGCAUGAAGAAGCGUGGUGUCCCCAUGUGUCAGGCGCACACGGAGCGCUUGAACAACACCCGCACAUGGCUUCACCACAGGUACACCCUGCUUGGCAACCCUGCCCUCGCCGCCAGGAUCGAGGCCAAUUACCGUCAGAAGAUCCCGGGCUGGGCUCCUUAUGCGCUUGAGAAUGAGAGGUGA
This is a messenger RNA of Apiotrichum porosum, 534 nucleotides long. RefSeq lists its product as uncharacterized. The record is from RefSeq and is a predicted model, not a curated record. Lineage: Eukaryota; Fungi; Basidiomycota; Tremellomycetes; Trichosporonales; Trichosporonaceae. Bases 1 to 534 code for a protein of 177 amino acids. The transcript is spliced from 5 exons.